CAUUAACAGUACAUAUCAGGCACCCAAAAGAACAUCUUAGAUGUCGUUUUUUUGGCCCUUAAGGAUACCUUCUCAGUGUGUUGUGGUCUGUUACAGGAAUGUGUUUCUGAUCCUCAGAAUUUCAACCAUGUUGUCAAACUGCUUGCAGAAUUUCCUGAAAAUUACAAGCACUCCUCUUCGAUAUUCAAGAUUAUGGCAGCAGUUAACAAGAAGUAAAAGGAGAUUUUUUGGAACUGUGCCAACAUCUAAAUUGCAUAGGCGGGUUGUUAUUACAGGAAUUGGCUUAGUGACACCUCUUGGUGUUGGAACUCAGCUGGUAUGGGAUCGUCUUAUCCAAGGAGAGAAUGGAAUUGUUUCAGUGGUUGGUGAAGAGUAUAAGAGUAUCCCUUGCAGUGUUGCUGCUUAUGUGCCAAGAGGUUGUGAUGAAGGUCAGUUCAAUGAACAAAACUUUGUGUCCAAAUCAGAUAUCAAGUCUAUGUCUUCUCCCACCAUUAUGGCCAUUGCUGCUUCAGAAUUAGCCUUGAAAGAUUCUGGCUGGCAUCCUCAGUCCGAAGCUGAUCAGGUGGCUACAGGUGUUGCAAUUGGCAUGGGAAUGAUUCCUCUGGAAGUUGUUUCUGAAACCGCUUUGAUGUUUCAGACAAAAGGUUACAGUAAAGUUAGCCCAUUCUUUGUUCCUAAGAUUCUGGUCAAUAUGGCAGCAGGCCAGGUCAGCAUUCGAUAUAAACUCAAGGGCCCCAAUCAUGCAGUCUCCACAGCCUGUACCACAGGAGCUCAUGCUGUAGGGGACUCUUUUAGAUUUAUAGCACAUGGUGAUGCUGAUGUGAUGGUGGCUGGAGGUACAGAUUCUUGCAUUAGCCCUUUAUCUCUCGCUGGGUUUUCCAGAGCCCGGGCUCUGAGCACAAACUCAGAUCCUAAGUUGGCAUGUCGACCCUUUCAUCCAAAGAGAGAUGGUUUUGUAAUGGGAGAAGGCGCAGCUAUGCUGGUGCUGGAAGAACAUGAACAUGCUGUUCAACGAGGGGCCAGAAUCUAUGCGGAAAUUUUGGGCUAUGGACUCUCAGGUGAUGCUGGUCAUAUAACCGCCCCUGAUCCUGAAGGACAAGGUGCUUUAAGAUGUAUGGCUGCUGCUGUAAAAGAUGCAGGUGUACAACCUGAAGAGAUAUCUUACAUCAAUGCACAUGCAACUUCCACACCAUUGGGAGAUGCUGCGGAAAACAAAGCUAUCAAACGUCUCUUCAGAGACCAUGCGUAUGCUCUUGCUAUUUCUUCAACAAAGGGAGCCACAGGACAUUUGCUGGGAGCUGCCGGGGCAGUCGAGGCAGCUUUUACCACACUAGCUUGUUAUUAUCAAAAACUACCACCUACUUUAAACCUGGAUUGUACAGAACCAGAAUUUGAUCUCAAUUAUGUUCCACUAAAGGCACAGGAAUGGAAAACCGCGAAAAGAUGUAUUGGACUCACCAAUUCCUUUGGCUUUGGAGGUACUAAUGCAACACUUUGUAUUGCUGGCAUGUAGGACAAACCAUUUGUGAUUAAAUAGAUUGAUUUUUUAAAUGUU
Molecule: messenger RNA, 1555 nt
Organism: Otolemur garnettii (small-eared galago)
Lineage: Eukaryota; Metazoa; Chordata; Mammalia; Primates; Galagidae
Gene: OXSM
Product: 3-oxoacyl-ACP synthase, mitochondrial
Exons: 2
Coding region: 41-1513 (490 amino acids)
Biological process (GO): fatty acid biosynthetic process
Molecular function (GO): 3-oxoacyl-[acyl-carrier-protein] synthase activity
Source: RefSeq, a predicted model, not a curated record